Aspergillus saccharolyticus JOP 1030-1 is the source of this 1782-nucleotide messenger RNA. RefSeq lists its product as uncharacterized. The transcript has a single exon. The record is from RefSeq and is a predicted model, not a curated record. Lineage: Eukaryota; Fungi; Ascomycota; Eurotiomycetes; Eurotiales; Aspergillaceae. Bases 1 to 1782 code for a protein of 593 amino acids.
AUGUCUGAACGAAGUUUCCAGUCCGUGAAAUCCACACCCUCCCAAUCAAGUUCUACCACACUCUCUGGAGCAUCCUCUCGCAACUAUGCUUCGACCCAAACCUCACACCCAGCUCAGAGCCCCACCGCAAGCACCUUGAGUCGGCCCUCAAAGAGCCCCCGAGUCACCAACAGAAACAAAAGCGCAGCUUGCCCACCACCACCGGCAGGUGUGCCUCCGCACGUCAACACGAUAGGUCCCGAAAGACGCCCGAGCGGCUCCCAGGGGUCGUCCGACUUUGAUGGAGUGAUCACAACUCUGAGGGUCAUGAAGGAGAAAUCGGAUGCUUCCGAGCGUGCACAAGUCGCGCAUAUCACGACCUUAUCGGCGGAGCUGCGAGAGGAGAAGAAGAAGAACCAGGAGCUGCUCUUGCGGCUGGGCGGGCGGGACCAGACAAUAGCGGAGCUGCGUGGGAAAGUCAAGACUGCGCAUGAGAAAGUCGAGACUGCGCAUAAGAGUGCUCAGAAACUCAGGGACGAGCUCGGGGAAUGUGAGGCCAAAAAUCGGGUGUUCCAGGGCCAAAUCAGUGAGCAGCGCGAUCGGAUUGCGGAUCUGAAGGUCUCGUGCGAACAUGGUUUGGAUACAGUCAGUCGACUGCAAAAAGAGAUGAAGGAACACAAGGUGACGGAAGAGAAGAAGGGGAAAGAACUGGAGAAGAAACUGCAGGCGUCCGAGCAGAAGACAGUAGAGUUGGAACAGGCGCUGACGCAGCAGAAGACCCUCGCAGCCGAGGAAUGCAAGGCUCUCCGAAAACAACUAGCAGACACUGAAGCCCGGGAAGACCUUCUGAAGAAGUACGAGAUAACAAGAAGGAAUGCACGCGAGGCAGAGAGGAGAGAUCUGGCAAGGCUCAGACGCCAGCACGAUGAGCUUCAACAGAGACUACACACGGCACAAGGCGUCAUUGAUACCUUGUCCCUAGAGAAGGAGAUACUUACACGCGAGAAGAAUGAGUCGUUGUCCCAGAGGCUCGAAGAACAGGUGCACAACCUGCAGGCAGUCACGAAUCACAGCCGAGAGAGUCUUCAGCAGCACAGGGAGAACCACAAUGACCUUCUCGCGGGAUUUCUCGCCUCGCUGGAGCAUAUACUGGGGGAUACCCUCGGGCAGCAAGACCACAAGGCGGGGAUCGCGGAGGAAACACUGGCAGCGCUAGCAGACAUUCAACACAACUCGCUUUUGACUCAGAGCAAGGUUCAGGACAUCUCGACUGGCUUAGACGAACGCUUCCUCGAACUGAACAAGAAUGUUUGUCAGACCAUGGAGAAUAUCCUGGAAAGCCGGUUGCAUCCUUUAGAGUCCACGAUGGAAGAGAUCCACGGGCACCUUCUCAGCAAGGACGAUCGCAAUGAAAAAGCUGCACUGGACGGCCUCGAAUGUCCCUCAAUCCAUGGCCUGAUGGGUUUGGUAGAGGAAUAUGAAGCCAUGGAUGACCACGCCGGCAAAGAACCCGCAGAGCCGACGGCUAACCCUAAGAAGUCCUAUCUCUGUGUGAGAAUCCCUCUGGCUUCCACCUCCUCUACCCAAGAUGUCUUCACCGAUUAUCAACCGGAUUGUACCGAUGAGCUGGUCUCCGCCACGGCCAAGGCGACGAGCACGACUCAAACUGGCGUGGACGGCAAGCCCAUAAAAAGUCCGGAUGAAGUCUACAGGAGUGGUUCGAAUGUCGACUGGGUCCGAAGAGCCGGACAACAAGACAGAGCAAUGUCAGUGCCCAGCCCCCUGAUGUCCAGAAACCCCUGA